Cannabis sativa is the source of this 1053-nucleotide messenger RNA. RefSeq lists its product as uncharacterized. Lineage: Eukaryota; Viridiplantae; Streptophyta; Magnoliopsida; Rosales; Cannabaceae. The transcript has a single exon. Bases 1 to 1053 code for a protein of 350 amino acids. The record is from RefSeq and is a predicted model, not a curated record.
AUGAAAUGGUUAUGGCGAUUUCCCUUAGAAUCUGAGUCUCUUUGGCACAGGGUGAUUGAGAGUCGUUAUGGUUUGGCAAAUAAUUUUUGGGAUUCAAAAAGAGGGGAGCGGAUGUCCCCGAGGGGACCAUGGAAGGACAUUGCGGAUCUAUAUGAUGAAUACUUAAGGCUGGUGAAGUUCAAGGUAGGAAAAGGGGAUAAGAUUCGGUUCUGGGAAGAUGAAUGGUUAGGUGACUCAUCUCUACUACACACUUAUCCUGGUUUAGCCCUAAUCUCUAGGGCUAAAAACGUAUAUAUAAUAGAACUGGUAGCUGAAGGAGGUGCAGCUGGAGAAAGUGUGGUAAGUUGGGACUUCAAGUUCAGAAGAAACCUGCUGGAAAAAGAAAUACCUAGCCUUAUAGGGAUGUUACAACAGAUGGAACAGGUUAAAUUACUUAAUGUCAACGUUGAUAUCAGAAUAUGGAAACCUGAUGCCACUGGAGUUUUCUCAAGUAAAUCAGCGUUCGCCUGGUUUAAUUCCAACCAAAAUGUUGCCAGACCCCCUUGGACCAAAUCUUUAUGGAAAAGUAUAGCCCUGUCAAGAGUUAAAAUCUUUAUUUGGUUAGUAGCUCAUGGAAAAGUUAAUGUGCACGACGUUCUACAACGAAGACGACCUUUCAUACUCAUUUCUCCCGGGUGGUGUGUAUGCUGUAAGAGUAAUGGAGAAGAAGUGGAACAUCUGUUUUUGCAUUGUAAAUUCUCCUCCAAAUUAUGGUCAAUGUUGUUGGAGGAGUUUGGUUUGAUAUGGGCUCUACCUAGAAGUGUUCCACAAAUGUUAAUGAGUAAGAUAAAAGGAAGUAAACGUCAGGAUAUACUUUGGAAGACGGCUGUCCUAGCAACAAUUUGGGCUAUUUGGCUGGAGAGAAAUACCAGGAUUUUUGAAGAUGUAGAGAACUCUGCAAUAGUGGUUUGGGACAAAAUAAAAUUCUGGACAGCAACAUGGGUUUUCAGAACAAAGCAUUUUGAAGACCUCUCUUUUCUAGAUUUGAGUAGAGAGUGGAGAGUCCUUUUAUAA